GCCCCCCAGGGAUCGGGCUUCAUUCUGAUGCGUGAUGCUUUUGCGGCCCCUGGCCCGAGGGCCGUCCGGUCUGAGGUUGGGGAUGGCUGGGGUUCGGUCUCUGGCCAAACGGCCCUCUCCAGAAGCGCCCUGAGCCUCAGCCCUGGCCCGGCCCGGCGCGGGAUGUGCCGUCCCUUCUCCGGGCCGGGCCGCUCGGGGGCCUUCGCUAACUCCAGGCCUGCCUGCUGAGUAGGAGGAACCUGGAGAGCGGGAUGGAGCCGGGGCGGAUCCUGACGUGCGUGUCGGCUCAGGCCCCCGAGGAGUCAGUGACAUUUAAUGACGUGGCUGUGGACUUUACCCAGGAUGAGUGGAGACAUCUGGAUCCUUCCCAGAAGGAACUCUACAGAGAUGUGAUGCUGGAGAACUAUAAGAACCUGGUCUCUCUGGGGCUUCCGAUUUCCAAACCAGAUGUGAUCUCCCAGUUGGAACAAGGGGAAACCCCCUGGAUCCUGGAGAAUGAAAGGUUUAAAAGUUCUUACCCAGAUUGGGAGACAAGAUCCAAAAUUAAUGAAUCAGCUUCAAAACUGGACUUUACUUUGGAUAAAUUGUUCCAGGAAAGAAACCCAAGUGUUGGUCAUCAGGAUUCCAUAUUGAAAGAAGCCUGGAAUUAUGAUAUUAAGACACUUUCCCAGGAUAAUGAAUGUGAGGAACUUUUCAUUUGUGAUUCAAACAUUCAGGAUCAUAGAAUACACUUUGAAGAGAGAACUUAUAGAUAUGGUGAAUGUGGGAAAGCAUUCCUCCAGGGAAAACAUCUUAAUGAACAUCCGAGAAUUCAUCCGAUUGAGAAACUUCAUAAAUGUAAUGAGUGUGGGAAAGCUUUUAGCUAUAGCUCAUCCCUUACUUUCCACCAGAGAAUUCAUACUGGUGAGAAGCCCCAUGAAUGUCAUGAAUGUGGAGAGGCCUUCAGGUGGAGCUCACAACUUACAUACCACCAGCGAAUUCAUACUGGAGAAAAACCUUAUCAAUGUAAUGAAUGUGGGAAGACCUUUAUCCAGAGAACACAGCUGACUUCCCAUCAGAGAAUUCAUACUGGAGGAAAGCCAUAUGAAUGUAAUGAAUGUGGGAAAGCUUUUAGAUACAGCUCAUCCCUUACUUACCACCAGAGAAUUCAUACUGGAGAGAAACCUUUUGAAUGUAAUGAAUGUGGACAAGCCUUCAGGUCAAACACACAGCUUAAUUCUCAUCAAAGAAUUCAUACUGGAGAAAAACCUUAUCAGUGUAAUGAAUGUGGAAAGACCUUCAUCCAGAGCACACAGCUUACUUUCCAUCAGAGAAUUCACACUGGUGAGAAACCAUAUGAAUGUAACGAAUGUGGCAAAGCCUUUAUCCAGAGCACACAUCUUACUUACCACCAGAGAAUUCAUACUGGAGAAAAACCUUAUGAAUGUAAUGAAUGUGGCAAAGCUUUUAGUUCCAGUUCAUCCCUUACUUACCAUCAGAGAAUUCAUACCGGAGAGAAACCUUUUCAGUGCCAUGAAUGUGGGCAAGCCUUCAGGUCAAAUUCACACCUCACUUCCCACCAGAGAAUUCAUACUGGAGAGAAACCUUAUGAAUGCCAUGAAUGUGGACAAGCCUUCAGGUCAAACACACAGCUUAUUUCCCAUCAGAGAAUUCAUACUGGAGAGAGACCCUAUGAGUGCAAUGAAUGUGGGAAGGCCUUUAACCAGAGCACACAACUUACAUUUCACCAGCGUAUUCACACUGGAGAGAAACCUUAUGAAUGUAAUGAAUGUGGGAAAGCCUUUAUCCAGAGCACACAGCUUACUUAUCACCAGAGAAUUCAUACUGGAGAAAAACCUUAUCUAUGUAAUGAAUGUGGGAAAGUUUUCAGGCACAACUCAUCCCUAAUUUACCACAAAAGGAGCCAUACUGGAGAAAAACCGUAUUAAUAUAAUGACUAUAGUCAAGCCUUUAGAUGGAACACACUUCAAAUGUCGGCAAAAAAAUUGUCCUGGAGAGAAACUUCUAGUCUUUGGACUAGGAUUUUAGCUGAAACACAAAACUUAAUAACACUGAAGAAUUACUUUUUUAGCAAAACCAAAAUAUUAUGGUGGAAUGGUCUUUAGCAGAGCCACAUAAUUGAAUAUCAAACAAUUCAUGGUGGAAAAAACUUUAUAGGAGUGGUUUCUGGCCAUAGAACAUCUCUUCCUAGUUAUCAGAAUUUGUACUGGAGAGAAACCAUAUUGAUACAGUGAACAUGAGAGACCGUUUAUUAGUUGGAAGAUAAUUUAAGAAUUUCAUAUUAAAGGGGUAACCCUUAAAAUGUAGCAAAGGAUUCAUCUUAAUCGUGAACCUUACUGAGCAUUAGUAAAUUCAUAUUUAACAGAAGCCCUACAAAUAUUUCACAAAAUCACAGAAUCUUGAUGUUAGAAGGGACUCAGAAACCAUUUAAUAAUUCAUACUGGAUAAAGCAUACCCCCAAACAGCCCACCCCACAAAUAGUCAUCCAGCUUCUAGUCAAACAUCCCUAGUGAUGUUUAUCUUCCAAAGCAGCUCAUUCUACAAUGGGAAGAGCUCUAAUUGGGAAGCUAUCAUCUUCCCCUGAAUCUUCCUUGCUCCUUCAACUGGUUGCAUAUGGCAUGAGCUUGGGCCCUUUCACCAUCUUCAUUGCCUUCCUGUAGACAUGGUUUUUCCAUUUUCUUUCUAACAUGUAACACCUAGAACAGAACACAAUAUUCCAGACGUGAUUUGACCAGGGCAGAGUAUAAGAAUAAUACCUCUUUAUUCUUGAAAGCCGAUGCCUCAAAAUGGCUAAAGAUCCUAAUAGUAUGGUGCCCAUUGACUAAACCAUGACUCUUCCUCCUGGGGGGAGCAAUUUUCCAUUUAUCCUUUUUAUCAUUUCAUCUCAUUCUGAAAAAGCAGAUGUUUCCUAAAAAGCAUACUCGCUGACAAAAUUAAGUUGCCCAAACAAGUCAAGCAAAUCCAGCUGAUAGAAAUGUUUACUGAUUGUAUAUGGCAUUUCCCUCUUUUGUAACUUACCAUUUGUUAACAUAAAGGAAACGUGCUUUGACUUUUAUAAUUUAGUGCCAACAUUUUUGUGUGUACGUGACCAGUUAUAAUCAGUGUGUAGUUUGUUCUUUAGGUUAUGCCUUCCUCUUCAUGUCAUUUCCUAUAAGUCUUUCCAUCUUUCCCUGAAUUUAUAUUUAUCAUUCAGAUACCACCAUUUCUUUAGUCAUUUCCCAGUCAAUGGGUACACCAUUGCAUUUUCUCUCAAUUUUUUGCUCUUAAGAAUAUUUCUUUGUAAAUAUAGGUCCUUUCUUUUCCAUUUUUGGCCAGUGGGAUACACAUCCAGCGAAGAGAUUGCUAGAUUAAAAAUAUUUAAAAAUUACUUCUAUAAUUCCAGAUUAUUUCCCAGAAUAGUAACCUAUUCACAGCUACACCAGCAGUAAAUUAGCCUGCCUGUCUAUCAACAGCCCCUCUGAUAUUGAAUUUUUUCACUAUUUACCGUCUGCCAAUUUGAUAUAUAUAUAUGAGGCAAUAGCACACAGUUGCACAGGCUGUCCCCCAUGCCUGGCAUGAAUGCUUUCCUCCUCUUACCUUUAAGGAUCAGCUCAGGUACCAUCUUCUAGGAAAGGCCUUUCCUGAACCCCAUGGCAAUUCCUAUUCUUUCCUUCCACUUGUAUUUAUUUAUCUCUGUAUACGUCUCUCCAGUAGAAUAAGAACUCUGAUGGUAGAGACUUUUGUUUUACUAUUCCCAGCAUUUGGCACAGUGCCUUGCACCUAUUGGUGCUUAAUAAGUAAUUUCUUCUUCUCAUACUUUUAAGUUUUUUCUUCCCUGUGGGCUUUAUUUUGUAUAAUUCUCUAUUGUCUUCCCUUAGUAAUUUGGUAUGGCAUCAAUUCUGUACACUAAUUUGAUUACUGUUAUUAUUUUUGUGAUAUGGUACAAUUCACCUUUGAACAUUUAAUAGUUUUCAUGCUGAAUCUAUAAAUUAAGACAAACUUAUCUUUGUAAAUUCAGUCUUAGACAUUUUUAAUGGAAUUCCUCUUCUAUCAUUUCCUCUUUGUUUUUGUCAUUUAUACUGUAAACUAUACCGUGGAUAGAGAUGCCAGUCUUUCGGGGGGAUUUAUUUUGUAUCUCUCACUUUCAUGUAAAUAGAGAUGGUUUUGAUUCCUUUUUACUUACCCAUUUCUCUUGUCUGAUUUCAAUAGCUGGCAUUUUUAGCAUGAUCAGAUAAGAUUAAGGAAAAGACGUGUGCCCACAUUUGCUUGGUUACUACUGAAAAUUUCCCAGCAUGUUUCCAUUGCAAAUAAUGGUAGCUCUUGGUUUUAGAGAAAUACUUUCAAUCCCAUUUAAGAGCCCUUUCUUAUCUAUGUUUUUAUUCUAAGUCUAAAUACAUCGUUAGAGCCUUUUACGUGUCUAUUAAUAUCAGGGUUUUUUUCUUUAUCUGAUAAAUUGUCAUUUUUCCAAUGUUGAACAAUCAGUGGUAUGAAUUCAACUUGGCCAUAGUCAUUUUUUUAAAGCUGUAUUGUUGUAUUGUCUGCUAACAUUUUAUUAAAAUUUUACUAUCAGUCAA
Molecule: messenger RNA, 4553 nt
Organism: Monodelphis domestica (gray short-tailed opossum)
Lineage: Eukaryota; Metazoa; Chordata; Mammalia; Didelphimorphia; Didelphidae
Biological process (GO): regulation of transcription by RNA polymerase II; embryo development
Cellular component (GO): nucleus
Molecular function (GO): RNA polymerase II transcription regulatory region sequence-specific DNA binding; DNA-binding transcription factor activity, RNA polymerase II-specific
Source: RefSeq, a predicted model, not a curated record